Messenger RNA from Colius striatus (speckled mousebird), 1032 nucleotides. It is a transcript of the gene ZPBP2, whose product is annotated as zona pellucida binding protein 2. Bases 1 to 1032 code for a protein of 343 amino acids. The record is from RefSeq and is a predicted model, not a curated record. The transcript has 8 exons. Gene Ontology annotation, cellular component: acrosomal vesicle; zona pellucida receptor complex; extracellular region. Lineage: Eukaryota; Metazoa; Chordata; Aves; Coliiformes; Coliidae. Gene Ontology annotation, biological process: binding of sperm to zona pellucida; acrosome assembly.
AUGGCCGGGGGCGGCAGGAGGCCGCCAUUCCCCCCCGGAGCCCUCCUGGGGAUGGUGGCGGUGAUGGCGGCAGGUUUGGUUGCUCAGAGUAGAGAGAGCGCUGUACCUCAGAGAGCACCAUAUUUCAUGGAAGAGAAUUGUGUUUAUGGAGACACCAGACACGAAGUUAAAGUGUACGUGAAGGUGUUUACAAACAGCCCGUUUCUAGUGUGUAUGGACGUGUCUUACGCUAAAGAAGAAGUGAUAGAUCCCAAGUAUUUGUGGACUGGUCCAGAUGGAAAAGAUUUAGAAGGGCAGAAGUAUGUGAAUCUUACAGAAACAGGAAAGCUGAUGCUGAGGGGUUUUAGGGAGUCGAUGUCUGGAGCCUACACUUGCACUCUUUCUCACAAAGUCGUACAAAUGAUGACACAAGAAGAAAGAGAAAUGGUUGAGGCAUAUAAGUUCAUGGUGUAUGCAUACCAAGAAGCUGACCACGCAUACCAGGUGUUUGUUCGCUAUGUGACAAAUAAAUGUCAGCAAGAAGCCAACAGCCGGUUCUUUGAGGAACUAAUCAAAACCUUAAACAGCAUCAUCUCUGACCUGAAGUGCCACAUUAUAGAGCCCUCCUACAAAUGUCAUUCCAUCAGGACACCUGAACAAGGCCUGCUGCAUGAACUGUUUAUUACUUUUCAAGUCAAUCCAUUUGCAUCAAGAUGGGAAGGAAUUUGCCACCAGAUUCCUUACUAUUGUGAAGAUGCGCCAAACAGGAGAGUUGAAGAGGCAAGAGUUAAUAUUGCAAAGUUUUUCGAAAGGCAGGCGUAUCUUUUGAAGCAUGAGCUUCGAACCAUCCCUGCAAUCUACUACCAGGAGAACAGCAUCGCCAUGACUCGCAUCAACAGCUGUCGGCCGGGCUUUGGGAAGAACAUCACCCACAAGAAGUGUGCUGCUUGCUGCGUGGUUUGUGAGCCUGGAACUUACAGUCCUAACAACGACGUGACCUGCCAGAUCUGUGCAAGGCCUCAAGUCAAAACGUACGGAGCAACGUCUUGCUAA